Molecule: messenger RNA, 1142 nt
Organism: Phyllostomus hastatus (greater spear-nosed bat)
Lineage: Eukaryota; Metazoa; Chordata; Mammalia; Chiroptera; Phyllostomidae
Product: folate receptor beta-like
Exons: 5
Coding region: 189-953 (254 amino acids)
Biological process (GO): fusion of sperm to egg plasma membrane involved in single fertilization; sperm-egg recognition; cell adhesion
Cellular component (GO): external side of plasma membrane
Molecular function (GO): signaling receptor activity
Source: RefSeq, a predicted model, not a curated record
UGUGUGGGCACAUUCUGUGCCGGAGCGCACUCAGAGUGCUUGCAGUCUAUCCUGCCCGAGGACGGAGACUACUGGGGACAGUCCAGGGUCCUGGAGCUGUUGUCCUCCCAGAGAGGGGCCAGUCCAGACACAGCAAAGCGAUCCCAGCAGCAAAGGCGGCGCAGCCUCCUCUGCAGGGACAGAAGGACAUGGCCUGGAAACUGACAGCAGCUCUGCUGCUGCUGGCCUGGCUUUCAGCUGCCAUGUGCAGUGCCCGAGAUGGGACAGAGCUGCUCAACGUCUGCAUGGACGCCAAACACCACAAGGCCAAGCCAGGCCCCGAGGACAAGCUGCAUGACCAGUGCAGUCCCUGGAGGAAGAACGCCUGCUGCUCCGCCAGCACCAGCCAGGAGCUGCACAAGGACACCUCCCUCCUGUACAACUUUACCUGGGACCACUGCGGCAAGAUGGAGCCCGCCUGCAAGCACCACUUCAUCCAGGACACCUGCCUCUAUGAGUGCUCCCCCAACCUGGGGCCCUGGAUCCAGGAGGUGAACCAGAGCUGGCGCAAAGAACGUUUCCUGAACGUGCCCCUGUGCAAAGAGGACUGUGAGAGCUGGUGGCAAGAUUGCCGCACCUCCUACACCUGCAAGACUGACUGGCACAAGGGCUGGAACUGGACCUCAGGAUCUAACAAGUGUCCAGCUGAGGCUGUCUGCCAAACUUUUGAGUCUUACUUCCCCACGCCUGUAGCCCUGUGUGAGGGCAUCUGGAGUCACUCCUACAAAGUCAGCAACUACAGUCAAGGGAGUGGCCGCUGCAUCCAGAUGUUGUUCGACCUGGCCCAGGGCAACCCCAAUGAGGAGGUGGCGAGGUUCUAUGCCUUGGCCAUGAAUUCUAGGGCCACAGCCCAUGGGAUUGGACCUGUCCUUGUCAUUCUAGCCCUAAUGCUGCAACUCUGUCUCCUUAACUGAAUCCAGCUCUUCCCAUAUGCCCCUUCUGCCUGUGCCCAGCUUUGAGGUGCAGUUUCAGCUCAGCUCAGGUCCACAAAUGAGGGAUCCCUAAGCCUGGCUCCAUCCAUUACCCAUCUGUCAUCCAGUUCCUGUUCCAUGGUGGGGCUUGGGGUUUCUCUGCCAGCCCAUUCUAGUAAAUAGACAGACAUA